This is a messenger RNA of Mytilus californianus (California mussel), 10205 nucleotides long. Its product is annotated as choline transporter-like protein 2. Gene Ontology annotation, biological process: transmembrane transport. Gene Ontology annotation, cellular component: membrane. Lineage: Eukaryota; Metazoa; Mollusca; Bivalvia; Mytilida; Mytilidae. The transcript has 22 exons. The record is from RefSeq and is a predicted model, not a curated record. The coding region runs from base 1180 to 3411 and encodes 743 amino acids. Gene Ontology annotation, molecular function: transmembrane transporter activity.
CCCUUUUCUGAAUUUACCUUCAUCAGAAACAGUCUCACUCUAAACAUUUGAAAGCCAGGGAUGAUAAAUUUACGUCAAAUUAUUAGGAGAUACAUGUACAAAUGUAUAUGACCAAUCGGGGUCUUAAAAAAAAAGCCAAAAUCAUCUUAGGUCAAUUAGGAACAUAUUAAGUUUCUUAAUAAUUUAAAUUAAGGAAUUUUACAAUUUAUGUUUUGGCAUAAUGCACUAAUAAUUAAAACACCAUGAUUUGGUUGGGGGAGUAAGUUGUGCAAAUGGACAAAAUUAAGACAUUAAUAGAAAAGUACAUAUAUGUAUAUGUGCUAGGAACCAUUGCAAUAUAUAUGUAAAUUAAAACAAAAAAGAAAAUACAUAGUUGGCUAUUAAAAACCCAAGUGAAAGAAAGAGACAACACAGUCGCCAAAAGAAAAAAAAAAACAACACCAUGGCCGAAAGAAAAAAGAACACGACACAAUGUCCAAAAGAAAAAGAAACAAGAUUUGACAACAAAAUGACCAAUAGAAAAAAAAGGACAACACCAUGGCCAAAAGAAAUAAAUAAAGACAAACAGAAAAAUAACAGUUCACGAAAACAGUACACAGAAAACACAAGAUUGAUCAAUACAACCCCCACCAAAAAACUGAAGGUGAGCUCAGGUGGUUUGGAGGUUUCAUGGAUAUCUGGUUCCUUUUUUUGAAGCCGUCAUGGAAAAUAUGACCACGAACAAUGAAGAAAAAAAGAUGUAUAGAUAAUGAAGUGGUGGUUGGUUGUAACAGUUCAAUAUUCUCUUGUAUAAUGAAAUGUUCAUUUAUGACAUUCAUUGGUUGUAUGUGAUUUCUUUCAUUAUGCAAAAAAUUGAGGAUGGAAAUGGGGAAUGUGUCAAAGAGACAACAAUCCGACCAAAGAGCAGAAAACAGCCAAAGUCCACCAAUGGGUCUUUAACACAGCUGCCACAGCGAGAAAAUCCUGCACACUGGGAGGUGGGCUCCAGCUGGCCCCUAAAUAAAAAUGUGUACAAGAUCAGUGAAAAUGGAUGUCACACUUAACUCCAAAACAUAUAAAUGAACUGAAAUCCAAAAAAAAUACAAGACUAACGAAGGCCAGAUGCUCCUGUCACUUGGGACAGGCGCAAAAAUGUUGUAUUAGAUGUAAGGUGUAAGCUGUUAAAUAUGGCACAGAGAAAUGAGCCUUCAAGAUCACCACCAGUCUUGUUAUUCAAGAUUUACAUAUUAUGACAUAUUUAAAAAUAUUAUCCUGCUCUUUACAGGUAAAAUUAGAAAACAUGAUAAAGACUUCAAAGGUCCAAUAGAAAACAGGUCUUGUACAGAUAUCAUAUGUUGUUUGCUAUUUUUAGUCUUCAUCUUUGGACUUAUAGCUGUGUCUAUAUUAGGUUUUGUAUGGGGCAAUCCCAACAGAUUACUACAUCCUACAGAUUCUUCAGGACUUAUAUGUGGCUAUGAUGCAGAGGUUAAAGAUAGGCCAUAUCUAGUAUACUUUGACAUUUCAAAAUGUGCUCAAAUGGGUCCAAGUGCAGUGGCAUUAGGCUGCCCAACACCUCAAGUUUGUCGGAAAUCUUGCACUACUGAGUAUUAUGUUUACCUAGAAACAGUUGCCAAGGCUACUGUAGGUUUACUGCAGCAGGCAGACAUAGAUAAAAUGGUGUGUAAAGAUGGCAUCAACAUUACAGAAUCAACAUCAGUGGAGGAUAUUCAGAAAUAUGUUGGAGAUAAUGAUUGUGCUGCAUAUUAUGUAGAGACUACAGAUAUUGUUGGUCGAUGUAUACCAUCAAUAUUCAAAACUAUUUUGGAAACAGCAAAAGAUGUCAUAACUUAUACUGCUGUAAAUACAGAUGGUUCAAAUAUAACUUAUAACCUGACAAACACAGAUAAUACCCUGAUAUCAGGAAAUUUGAUCAGCAAUGGGACAGGAUUUCUUGCUUUGUUUUAUUCAGCAUCACAGGAGGCAGAAAUGAUAUUUAAAGAUGUAGUAUCAGCAUGGCACCUGAUCGUCAUAUUCUUGGUAAUUGCCAUGGUAGCAUGUUUUGUGUGGAUUGUUAUUAUGAGAUGGAUUACUGGUUUUAUGGUGUGGUUCAGUAUUUUUGCAGUUUUAGGAGUCAUGGGUUUUGGUUGUUACUAUAGUUACUCCCAGUAUUAUGAUUUGAAGAACUCAAAUUCAACAUCAGAAUUUGGUAUUGCUCAGGCUUUUGCUCUCAAUUUUUCAUAUUACUUGACAUUAAAAGAGACAUGGCUUGCAUUUGGUUGUACAACAGCCACUUUCCUGAUAAUAUUUUUAUUGAUUUUGAUAUUUUUGUGUCACAGAAUUUGUAUUGCCAUAAAGCUUAUAGAGGAAGGAAGCAAGGCCAUUGGAAACAUGAUCUUUACCCUGUUCUGGCCAAUUAUUCCAUUCCUGUUACAGAUAAUAAUGAUAGCUUAUAUGGCAGUGGCUGCAGUAUUUGUAGCUUCUAUGGGAGGAAAAGAGUAUUACAGAAAUGAUACCAGUAGUCAGAUUGCUAGUGACUUAUUGUCGGAUUUACCAUGUAAUGAAAGUGACACAACGUUUGGAGAAUUCUGUGGGUUUGUGAAAUAUGGGGGAGAUCAAUAUAUAAUACCACUUGAGGUGUUUCUACUGUUCAUGUUUUUCUGGUUAAUGAAUUUCAUCAUAGCUCUAGGACAGAUGACAUUGGCAGGAGCAUUUGCUUCAUACUACUGGGCAGCCAAUAAAUCCAAAGAUAUACCUACCAUGCCAGUCUUGUCUUCAUUUUACAGAUCUAUCAGGUAUCAUUUAGGAUCAUUAGCAUUUGGGUCUUUAAUCAUUGCUAUUAUCAAAAUGAUUCGUGUUUUGUUGGAAUAUAUUGACGCCAAGCUAAAGAACUCAGAAAAUCCAGUCGCCAAGUUCCUUAUAAAGUGUAUGAAGUGCUGUUUUUGGUGCUUAGAGAAAUUUAUAAAAUUUCUUAACAGGAAUGCUUACAUUAUGAUAGCAGUAUAUGGUAGAAGUUUCUGUCCUGCAGCAAAAGAUGCAUUCUUUUUAAUAUUUAGAAAUGUUGUCAGGGCCAUGGUUCUUGACAAAGUCACAGAUUAUGUAUUGUUUAUCAGCAAACUGGUGGUCACAGCUGGUGUUGGUGUGGGUGCAUACUUCUGGUUCCAAGGCAAAGUUGAUUUCUUUACAGAUUAUCUCCCUAAGCUUAAUUAUUAUCUGGUACCAGUCAUAGUUGUAAUAAUGGGAACAUAUGUAAUAGCAGCCACUUUCUUCAAUGUAUAUACCAUGGCAGUUGAUACACUGUUUCUAUGUUUCUUGGAAGACUUGGAAGUGAACAAUGGCGAAGAUAGGCCAUAUCGUAUGGGUAAAGGAUUGCAGAAAUUAUUGUCAAAAAAGAAUAAGAAAUAUAAAGAACCAGAGGAAGAAAAUAGAGCUUAAAUGGCAAAAUGUGAAAUCCUGAAAUUUACUGUGUGAAUGGCUAAGGGCAGAUAAGAACUUAUAAUAUGAAAGAUAAAUUGUGGAAAUGUUACUUUCACAAAAGGUGCAACACCAAUUAUAAAUUAAAACUUUUUUUAGGUUUUUUUUCUUCUUUUUUUUGAUAGAAAAGCUGUUAUGAAUACUUAAACUUUUUCAGGGGCGAAAAUAUUACAUUUUCCCAUUCAUUAUUCAAACCAUAAUCAAGCCAGUUGAAUUGAAUUUUACUUAACAAGGAAACACCUUAUUUUUGUCAUAAAUUCAAGUCUGCAUUUAAUACACUAUAAAUUUUCAAAAGAGAAGAGAUUUUCCAGUUUGAUUUUUUCUCAUUUUUUUUAAUUCAAUGAAAAGAAAAUGUAGAAAAUGCAAUACCACUGAUAAAAUAAUGUUUAAUGUGAUGAACAUAGGAACAUUUAAAAAUACUUAAAUUAUUAGAUGUUUUGAUAAUAAACCAAUCUGAAUCCAUGAGCUUUUGUCUUAUUUAAUUGCUGUAAAAUUAGACAAUGCUUUAAGGAUCUAUUGAUAAAAGUUUUCAUCCAAUAACAUGCUUUCCGUGAAUCAACUUAUGUUUUUCUUUCUUUUUUAGAAUCAGUUGUUGUUAUCAAACCUACUGAGUCAUACUAUGACAAUCAAACAUAUAUUGAAAUAUUUACCUCAUUUAGUGAAAUCCUUGAUUUUUAUCAACAACAAAAUUUGUUUUACAUUUUUAGCAGUAUUUCUUCAAAUCAAAAUACAAAAUGAGAUUCUUUAUAAAAAAUAUAUCAUAAUUUUUGUGUUAAUCAAUGUACAUUACAGUCAGAAAUGUAAUGCAUGAUAAACCUUAUUUGUACAAUGUAUAUUCAGAAAUGAAUGUUAUAAUAGCAUUGCUUACAUCUACUUCAUUUGAACUUUGAUAGAUAGUUGUCUCAUUGGUAAUCAUACCUCAUCUCCUUAUUUUUAUAUUGAAGUGACUGUUGUCUAAAUGUCAUAUUUAUUUGGAUACAUAUUUUAAUUUUAGUGCUAUCAAAAUAAUCAAUGCAAAUGUUUCUAAUUCUAUGUUUGACAAAUACAUAUAUAGUAUGAGAAUGUAAUGUACAUAUAUAACAAAUAGAACUAACUUGAAAAUAUAUUACAAAUAGAACAAACUGUACAUAUAUUAAUUUUUAUUGUUGUAAUUUUAUAUGACAUUUCAGCUAGAUAACAUUAAUAGAAAUUGUAGCUUAAGUUUGAUGUUAAAGCUUCUUACAUUUGGUAAUUUGUUAAAAAAAGUAAAAGGGACCAAAAGUGACUUUUUUUUAAAAAAAUCAUGCAUUUUGAUGUGGAAUUUUAAUGAACUAUGAAGUUGAAAUUAGAAAGUGAUAGUGAAUUUGGUUAAUCUAUUUCAGCAAAAGCCAUAUUUUUAUAUUUUUUAUGCAAACAAUAAGAAUAUUUUUUUUUAAAUAUUAGUUGUUGAAAUCUAGAUUGCUUAGACAUUUGACUCCCAGUCUUCCCGAAAAAGGGCAUUAUUUGCAACAAAAUUGUCAUAUUUUAAAUUGAUUUUAGAAAUUUGGCCUUACAAUAGGUAACCUACGGUUCUCUUAUAAAAUCAUUGCAAGGUCUUUUACCUUCAGACAGUAUUGCAAAAUCACAGCCCAGGGCAUCAGAUUUAUCUAGUCCCCAUUUCAUACUGAAUUGGCUUUAUUUAUACCUCCUGCACAGGAAAACAGAUAUCCCUCAGCCUUGGUCUUACUGAAGAAUUGGGUUCCUUGUGUGUACAGUAAGGACUGGCUUUCCUCAGCUGCAAUGAAAUAUCUAUAUGUUAUGCCAUACUUUGUGACUUUUUUACAUGAGGGUCUGGAUUGGGUUUACAGAAUAGAGAAUAAUGGGCAAAAAGUGCAGAAUAAAGGGCAAAAAAAAUAAAGAAUAGAGAAUAUUGGGGUGCUUAAAUAUAAAGAAUAGAGAAUAAUGGGCGAAAUAGAUAAAGAAUAGAGAAAGAUAGUCUACAAAAAUGAAGGACACGCCUUCCAGACCCCCUUACUUAACAAUUGUGUCAUGAUGCUGAAUCCAGCAUAUUUCUUAUUGUCUCAUUAAUAAUUUAAUAAAUAUUGACUUCAUGUACAUUCCUUGCUCAAUGUUUGUGAUUUGUUAACAUGUAUUAUAGCAAAUUGUGAUGUGUCUAUAUAUAAUAUGUAUGUGCCUUGACUACUUGUCUUGUUUACCGGUAUAUUUUUAUUAUGAUAUUUUUAAGUUGAAAUUAACAAGAUAUUUUGAAUAUUUGUACUUUAAAAUCUUUUUGAAAUUUCUACUUUUCUUUAUUUAUCUGUCAACACAAUUUCUAGAAAUCCAUAUGAUAUUUGAUAUUUAUUUUUUUUUUAAUGGAUAGAUUUUGGCAAAAAGAUGUUUGUAUAGAGUUAUGUCUAACUUUAUAUAUGGCAAAUGUUUAUUCUUGUAUUUGUACUGUACCUACAAAUAUUCACUGUUAUAGUAAGUGUAUGUGUAUUUGUGAAAAUCAAUUAUGCAUAUGUUAUGUCUUAUAUAUUUAUAUAACCAUUUUUAUAUUGACCAUGAAGUAUCUAAAUCAUAUGUUAAAAUGGGCCCAAAACAUCAAGAAAUGCAUUAUUUCAAAAGCAUACUGCUUUGUUAUACUUAAGGCAUCAUGUUGCUUCGUUAAAAGGUGCCAUGAACAAAUUAUCUCCCUUUUUUAUACUUUGAUUUUUUUUUUCCAAACUUCUAAUGAAAGUCAUUCAUCAGAAAUUCAAAAUUCCUAUCAUCAAACAUGAAAAGAAAUAUUCUCGCAACACUUCAGAUGCACAUUCAAAGUACAAUUGUUUUGUAAAGGAUUAUUCCAAAAAUGCCCUCAUUGCAUCAGUCUGCUCCCUAGUACAGAAAACUUAGUAAGUAGCACAUAUGAGAUUUUUUUUGGGGGGAGGAGUAUUAUAGCAGAUAUAAUUUUUGGGUCAACCCAUUUUCUAGCAACCAAAUUUAAUUUAAACUUAUUGUAAGUUAUUAAAACUGUUGUUAAGUGUUGAAAUCAAUACUGUUUACUAGACACCAUUUGUGUCAAGUAUCUUACCUUCAAUUUAUCUGAGAUUACCAAGAGGAAUUUUGGUUUAAAAACACCAUCAAAUUUUUAAAAGCUUUUGAUAAGAUUAAAAUAGAAUUGACUGCUUGCGAGGAAAUUGGUUGGCACAUGAAUAGGUUCUGCUAUAAAUAUAAUUGAAUCCAAGAUCUGACAGAAAUCCUGGUGAUUUUUAUUUUCUUUAUUUUUUAUGUAUUAUUUAUUUACACUUAUAUUGUAUACUGAAUCUAAAGAAAUUCCCAGCAUUUAGUGAAUUUUUUUUUUAACUUAUAAUAUUUUCCUACCUAGAAACUUAGUAGAAAUUGAAGUGUAAACAAAUCAGUUUCAUUUGUUUUGAGUAGUAUUUGAAUUAUUGAGCCAUGGUAGCUCCAAGAAUUUAGCUUAAAGGUCCCUGGAUUAUGGGCAUUUUUUUUUUGUGAUACUCAAGCCUUUUACUACAGAAGGAAUCGGCCAAUGAAAUUUCUUUCAUUUAAAUUGACCCAUUAUAUUUUUAUAUAUUAGAUCUGAAAAAAAAAUAAGUGUGUAUUUAUUAUAAAACUAAUUAUGAUGUAAAAUUAAAACUAUGAUAUUAAAUUGUUAUAAAAUACUACUUAUUUAUAUUUUUGUUUACAUUCAAUUAUAUGCAUAAUAAUUUGUAAACAUACUCUCUAAUUUUUACAUUUUUGUAGAUUUAAAACUCAUUACAGUAAAGUUUUUUAGCCAUCUGAGAUUGAGGCAAAUAGUUGAAACAACUAAACAUUUUGAAUUUUUUAUGUUGAUAUUUGUGAUUGUUUUAUUUUUGCAUGUUUUGCAGCAACUGCUCAUUUGUGCAAAUUAAACUACGCAAAACCUAUAUGAAACAUUUUUAUUAUUGCUAGAUAUAAGAAACACAAAACAAAUUUUAAAAUCUAAAGUGGUUGCCAAAUUUUCACAACAUACAAAUAACUGAUAAUGAUAUUUGACAUAUUUAUCAGUUGCCUGUAAAUGUAUAUCAUAUAGGUUGGAAUUAUUUGUGUUUUUGAUCAGCUGAUACUGCACACAUUUUACAAUUAAUCACAACUUUGAUUCUGAUGAGGCAGAAAGGUAUUACUUACUAACAUUUUUGUUUGCAUCUAGUUUUUAUAUUUCUUAUUUUAAUGUACACAAAAAAUAAUAUACUGCUGAUGAUUUUACAACCAUUUUGUCUAUUAAAUUCAAUUUUUGGUAGGCUUACAAUGACCUGAGAAUUAAUCUCGCAUGGCCAUAUAUGUAUGAAUAUGAAUGAUACAACGAUAUUUGUUUAGCAUAAUCGUGCUUCUUUUGAUUUUUUCUGAUCUUUGUUGAUAGUAUUCCAUUGCAAUAAUGAGUUAAUUUGUUACAUAGACAUGCUACCCAAACUCUUUCUUGUAAUAAUGUGUGUGGGAAACUGUUCCUAGCAAAAAUGUUAGUUUUUAUGAGACUGUGCACAUCAUUUCAAUUCAGAAAUUUUAAAUUUUUUUAGUGAUGAAACAUGAAGAAAUUCAAAUUUUGCUUAGCAUAAAAAAACUUAACUUUCAGAAAGUAAAAAAAUCCAAAAUAGUUAUUUGAAUGGUUUGCAUCAAAUAUGUGUUUGUGGUUUUUUUUACAGGUUUUUACUUAACGAAAUUAGUUGUGAUGAUAUCUUCUUGUAAAUGAAAUCCAUUUAAUAUAUUUUUAUCUAUUUUAUUAAUUUUUGAUCAUUUAUUUUACCUUUCUGAAGAUAGAUUUAAAGUUAUCAUAAGUUAAUAUAUAGUUGUUAAUCUGUAAUGGGUCCAAGUUCCAACAUUGAAAAAUAAUUGAAAAUAUGUCAGUUGACUGCACUGAUAUGUAUAUGCAUCCAUGCAUUUUGUUUCUAUUACAACCAAAACCAUACAUGUUUUAUGAUUCAUUUUAUUUUUUUGUCUGGUGGUUUAAUUUUGCAUUUUGUCUAUCACAUUUUUUACAGUUAUCGUAAGAUAUUGAAAUUAAAUUUGCUCUGGAGAAACCGGUUGACUCUGAUAACUAAAUCUUGUUGAUCUUUCCUGUCCAUGUAUCACUCUGCUAAAAAAUUAGCACAUAUUUCACAGCUUUUAAAAAACAAAAAGGACGUAUAGUUCCUUACAUGUUUGGUCUCAUGUGGAUAGUUGUCUCAUUGGCAAUUAUACCACAUUUUCUUAUAUUUAUCUUAUUAACUUUGACCUGAAUUAUCGACAACAUCAUAAUGUUUGACAUGGCGUUGAUAAGUUUGACCCAAACUUAUCAAAUCCUCUUCUGGUGUGCUGGUGAAAUAAAGAAAAAAUAAUGUUUCAUCGACAAAAACUUUUGUUGCCAUCUUUGUCAAAUUCACUAUCAACUAGAACACCUUUCUUAUUGGAGUCUUUGUUAGAUUUAUUUGUAUGUUUGUUUGAAUUUUUAAGUCAGUUGUGUUGUAUGUCUGUGAAGUAUGUUUACACAGUUUUGACUGCUGGAUCCCAACUAUUGUCACAUUAACCUAUUAUGUCUGCUUGGGUUACUCAUCUAAUUUUUCUCAAUAUAAAUGAACUAUAAACAACUGCCAUACAAGUUGUAGGUUUAGCUAGCUAUAAAACCAGGUUUGCUGGUGAAAUGAAGAAAAAAUAUUGUUUCAAAGACAAAAACUUUUUAGUUGGUGUCUUUGUAAAAUUUACUAUCAACUACAACACCUUUUUUAUUGGAGUCUUUGUUAGAUUUAUUUGUAUAUAAGAAUAAGAAGAUUUGGUAUGAUUGCCAAUGAGACAACUCUCCACAAGAGACCAAAUGACACAGAAAUUAACAACUAAAGGUCACUGUACGGCUUCAACAAUGAGCAAAGCCCAUACUGCAUAUUCAGCUAUAAAAGGUCACAAAAUGACAAAUGUAAAACAAUUCAAAUGAGAAAACUAAUGGCCUUAUUUAUUUACAAAAUAAUGAACAAAAACAAAUAUGUUACACAGCAACAAAUUACAACCACUGAAUUACAGGCUCCUGACUUGGGACAGGCACGUACAGAAUGUGGCGGGGAUUUAAACUCGUUUGAAGGUGCCAACCCUCCCCUAACCUUGGACAGUGGUGUAACAGUACAACAUAAGAACAAACUAUAAAAAUAUGUUGAAAAAGGCUUAACUCAUCAGAUGGAUACAAAUAGAAAUACAUCUAACAAAAACAAAGAGUGGAUGUGGAUUUUGUUUGAAUUUUUUAGUCAGUUGUGUUGUAUGUCUGUGAAGUAUGUUUACACAGUUUUGGAUGCUGGAUCUCAAUUAUUGUAACAUUAACCAAUUAUGUCUGUUUGGGUUCUCACCCAAUUUUAUUAUUAUAACAGAACUAUAAACAACUGCCAUACAAGUGGGGCGUUUCAUAGCUAGCUAUAAAACCAGGUUUAACCCACCACUUCCUUCGGAAAAUGCCCGUACCAAGUCUGGAAUAUGACGGUUGUUUUUCACUUGUGAUAAAGUUUGAUUUUGUCAGUUUUUAUGAACUUCCCUUUAUUUUUGUUAUUCUUUUUUUCUAUUAUGAAAAACAAAAUAAUACAAUCUGAUAAAUGGAUAAGCAUAUUUACAUCAUAUUAAUAUUUUUAAAUAUCAGUUCUUAACACAAUAUGAAGAAAAUUUUUUGCUAUGCUCACUCAACACAAAGCUUCAUAUUGUGACUUGCUGCUGUUAUUUCACUGUAUCCAUAUGAAGGAAACUUGUUAAUCUAUGUUUAGAUUUACAUGAGUUUCAUCUAUAAAGCAAUUCUCCUUUCUCCAUUUGAUACUUUUCAAAAAGUCUUG